AUGUUCUUACAUCAGAUGCGUCAACUUGGGUUUGACGAUACGAUUCUGGCGCCUUCAUCUUCUGAGUCUACUCGACUUCACAGAGCGUUUCUGAGAUAUGACAUCUACUGCAGCGUAUUUGCGCCAAAUGAGUUUGGACCAUUGGAGAACCCUUAUCAAUUUUCCGGCGUUGAACAAUUCGAUCUAUUCUUGAGGCGACUGAGGCCAUGGGAGGUUGAGGAAAUGGCCUGUGUCCAGGUGUAUUUUGCCCUUCUCACAGGGGACUGUAUUAGUCAACUUGAGGAGCAGCUCAUUGAUGCUGUCCAGAGCACCCCUGGGAUUGUAUGGCCAUCGUCUCCAGACUCAAAACCCGGGGAAGGGACCGACGAAAACGGAGAGAAACAGAUACUGAGCAAGGGAGAUGACAUGAGGGAAUUCAAGAAUUUGGAUAUAACCAAUCUGAUGUUAUUCUCCAAAGACGGCAUAUACAGUUCCCCGGAUAGUAUCACCCACAUGACCUCUCUGGGCCUUGAGUUUAUGUAUCUGCUCUGUAAAUCAGAGGACCGGAGAUCUGACUUGAUUCGUUCGAACCCUCCGGACUACCGCGAGUUCCUGCCGGAAGCCCUCAGUCAUUCGCCGGCAUGCACACCAGAGGAUCAAAAUCAAGUCAUCUCUAUCGAGAAAACAGAUUCACUGGAUGAUCCAUCGCGCGAGAACCUCGGUUAUGUCUUAUUUGGAAAUAGUCACAACAUGAGAACGGUAUACUAA
Molecule: messenger RNA, 747 nt
Organism: Fusarium musae
Lineage: Eukaryota; Fungi; Ascomycota; Sordariomycetes; Hypocreales; Nectriaceae
Exons: 1
Coding region: 1-747 (248 amino acids)
Source: RefSeq, a predicted model, not a curated record